Oncorhynchus tshawytscha (Chinook salmon) is the source of this 3018-nucleotide messenger RNA. It is a transcript of the gene rab40b, whose product is annotated as RAB40B, member RAS oncogene family. The record is from RefSeq and is a predicted model, not a curated record. Gene Ontology annotation, cellular component: plasma membrane; endosome; synaptic vesicle. The coding region runs from base 772 to 1644 and encodes 290 amino acids. Gene Ontology annotation, biological process: protein localization to plasma membrane; intracellular signal transduction. Gene Ontology annotation, molecular function: GTP binding; GTPase activity. The transcript has 6 exons. Lineage: Eukaryota; Metazoa; Chordata; Actinopteri; Salmoniformes; Salmonidae.
AUUCCAGCUCAAACCGCACAAAACUUGGCUACCAAUUGUAACCACACCCCCCUAUUGAAUCAAAUGGGUAGGCCUAUAUGGGGAUUUUGACAGACGUUUGCAGCGACUAGCCUACUACCGACUCAAGACUGCCCUAGCAACCCGGUGGAUGAGCCAACCAUAACCGUGUAAAACUCGAGACUCUGCCGCUACUGGGGACAGGAAACGACAGAGAUCAGAGAGAGCUGCGGAACAGUGUGGCUGGCUGGCGGUACAAUACCGCGUUAUAACAAGUAUGGUACUUGGUAUGGUACGUAUGGUACUUUCAAGGCACGGUAGCGGGAAUGGAGGAUUUGUGGAAUGACGAUUUGAACACUGGGACAGGUUCGGCGUGAACGGCAAGCUUUGAUGUUACAGUGGAACACACUGUAGAUGUAGGCUAAUUUGUAUAAUUGUUUAUGUUACAUUGUGUUGUCACUUUCGUUGGCAAAGUUGACAUUUGUAGCUUUCAUUUAAAUUCCUAUUUUAGAAGACUUCAAAUCUGUGUUUGAUGCAUUUAUUCUAAAUGGAUAUAAAUGGAUAGAGUUCCCAGAUAUGAAUUAUGACUGAUAAUAUAAGGCCAUCCACUGGAUGAACUGUCAAAGAACACCAGAUUCAACUUGACUCGCUUCUUUGCUACUUUAAUUCGUGCGUCACACAGCUCAAAUCUUGAGUUGGAAGAGAAAUAAAAGUGAUUGAACAGUCUUGUACAAGUUGUUCCAUGAUGGAACAUAAUCAUUCUUCACCGCGAGGAUGAACCACAGAACCAGCCCCGUCAAGGCUUACGAUUUUCUGCUUAAGUUUCUCCUGGUGGGAGACAGCGAUGUGGGAAAGGGGGAGAUACUGGCGAGCCUCCAGGACGGAGCCAGCGAGUCUCCGUAUGGCUACAACAUGGGAAUCGACUACAAGACGACAACGAUACUCCUAGACGGAAGAAGAGUCAAGCUGCAGCUCUGGGACACCUCUGGCCAGGGGCGCUUCUGCACCAUCUUCCGCUCUUACUCCAGAGGAGCGCAGGGUGUGAUCUUGGUCUAUGACAUCACCAACCGAUGGUCGUUUGAUGGUAUUGACAGAUGGAUUAAGGAGAUAGAUGAGCAUGCACCGGGAGUGCCUAAGAUCCUGGUGGGGAACCGGUUACACCUGGCCUACAAACGCCAGGUGACCACAGAGCAGGCCCAGGUGUACGCCGAGAGGUUAGGGGUCACCUUCUUUGAGGUCAGCCCACUGUGCAACUUUAAUAUCACAGAGUCCUUCACAGAGCUGGCCAGGAUAGUCUUAAUGAGGCAUGGCAUGGAGAGACUCUGGAGGCCUAUCAAAGUUUUGAGUCUUCAGGACCUGUGCUGUCGUUCCAUCGUGUCCUGCACCCCUGUCCACCUUGUUGACAAGCUUCCUCUCCCCCUGGCUCUCAAGUCCCACCUCAAGUCUUUCUCCAUGGCCAACGGCCUCAAUGCCCGCAUGAUGCACGGACGGUCCUACUCCGUCACCACCACUGCUGCCAACACCACCCACAUCGCCACCAAGAGGACCGGAUGCCAGCUGCUGAAAAAUAAAAAACUCUUCCGUCCUCCGCCGCUCAGCCCGGCGGCCGAACAGAGCUGCACUGGCAAGAGCUGCAAGAUCUCCUAACAACCAGUUGAAACAGGAAGAGGAAGUCCUUGGGGAAGAAGGUUGUCAUCACAUGAACAGGAAGUUGGUGUUGAUCACUAGUGCAGCCAAAGAUGGUGGAUAAAUUAACCAUUUACCAUGUUUACCAUUGAAAAAAAUGGUCACUGUUCCGGUCUGCUUAAAGGGGUGGCUCUCCCAUAGACACCAAUGUAUUAGCAGCUGGGUCUGGUCUACUUAGUUCAUUGACUGUAUAUGAGCGAGUGAGAUGUCUUCCUUCCUCUUCCGUCUCUGGUGCAGCCAUAGACUUAGAUAGACAUUGCGUCAUUAUUUAUGUCCCAUUAUAAUAAUAAUUUGGUAGUUGCUUACAAGUGUGUAUUAAUACACAUGUGAAUUGGAAAUGUUAUUUUUUUGCAUAUCCCAAUGCUCCCCGAGACACCCACAGAUAGUAGGGUCAUGGCCAGGGUCUGCCGUUAUCAACAAGAACCCUGGAGCAAUUAGGGUUAAGUGCUUUGCUCAAGGGCACAUUGACAGAUUUUUCACGUUGUCGGUUUAUGGAUUAGAACUAGCAACCUUUCAGUUACUGGCCCAAUGCACUAACCGCUAAGCCACCUGCCCUAUAGGAAGUCUCACCCAGUUGAAUACUUCCAAAUACUGAAAGUCCUCAAUGGCGCUGCCCAUGCUAAAACAAGCUUUUGGGCACUAGAGUCUUCUAUCUAUUUCUAUGGGUGCAGCUCGUCUAGGGUUACCAAGAGCCAGCCACAUGAGCUUCGAGGGAGUAUUCAACGAGAGGUGACACCCCCUUCCCUAAUCAGGAAGUUUUCACAGGGACUGGAUGUUCUAGGCCUCCAGACGCACAACAGUCUCCCACAGGCACUCACAGGAGCUCCAUGGUGGGACAAAGAUGGGGAAGGAACAUGUCACGCUCAGAGAUUUUGGAUUAGUGCUAUGGGUCACUGACCAUGGAACCAGAAGGAAGUUUUGAUGCCAGAUCAUAUGUGAGCCAUAUGACUAUAUUUCAAUUACUUUUUAAAUUAAUUUGGUAAUUUGUAUUUCACCGGCCUGAACUACAAUAUAAUGUAUUUUGUAACAAGAUACUUUCGAGACCUGUAAUUUGUAUUUUCAAAAUACAAAAUACUUUUCUAUACCAUUUUUUUUAUAGUGGUUCACAAUUUCGUGGCCACCUUUCACCCUGCAUUGGUAUCAGAAGUCUGAUGGCAGUAUGGUGUGAUGAGAGUGUCUCCUAAAUGACGAAAUGUUAAAAUUUGUAUUAUUGGGUAUUAUUCUAAUGAGCUCCGUCCCUGAAACGAGGCCAAUAAAAACAAUAAUAAUAAUACUCGGUGUACUUUGCAAUAGUUUAUUUUUACAUUUACAUUUUGGUCAUUUAGCAUUCAGUGC